AUGAAGGACCUAAUUCGAGACACCAUUUUUAGCCAUAUCCUUCGUUUCUUGACAGGUGGCAGGGUCUUCAAAUACCCCGAAGAAGAGGACCCAUUGCUAUGGAAGAAAUACGUUCACGCCGAAAAGUCGGCCAACAUGGCUAGACAUGGUCAAACGGAAGCACCCGAGGCCGAUGGCGAACAGCAGAGCAGAAGAUCACAAACGAGGUCUUCUUCUUCCGAUACGGCUGUGUCUUCAGGAGAGGCAGGGACUGUGAACGAACCCAGUGGGCGUAUUGUUGAUAAGGAGAAGGGAAAGGAUGUUCAUGUCGUGGACUGGUAUGGUCCCGACGAUCCUGAGAACCCCAGGAACUGGUCACGAAUCAAGAGAUUCUUUGUCACCUUUGAGAUUUGCCUCCUAACAUUCUCUGUCUACAUUGGUUCAGCCAUCUACACAGCCGGUAUUCAAGAUGUUAUGCAAGUCUUUGGCGUCUCCCAAGUCGCCGCAACUCUGGGCCUCACUCUCUUUGUCGCUGGAUACGGUCUUUGCCCUAUGGUCUGGUCUCCACUCUCUGAGAUCCCCCAGAUCGGCCGUAACCCUGUAUACAUCAUCACUCUGGCGCUGUUCGUCGUUCUUCAAGUCCCCACUGCCCUUGCAACAAACUUUGGUAUGCUUCUUGCUUUCCGAUUUAUCACUGGCUUCAUUGGAUCGCCGUCACUUGCAACCGGUGGAGCAUCCAUUGGUGAUAUGUACAGUCCAGCAAAGAGGACCUACGGUAUUGCUGUCUGGGGUGUUGGGGCCAUCUGUGGUCCUACUCUUGGACCUCUUGUUGGAGGUUUCGCAGCUGAAAAGAAAGGAUGGACCUGGACUAUCUGGGAACUCAUGUGGUUAUCUGAAUUCCCUCUUGUUCUCUUCUUCUUUUUCCUCCCUGAGACAUCCUCUGCAAACAUCUUGUACCGCCGUAGUAGACGCCUGCGAAAACUCACUGGCAACGACAAGCUUGUUUGUGAAGCCGAGUUGGCGACACAAGACAUGUCGAUGAAGGACGUUGCGCUGAUGACUCUGGUACGACCGUUCCAGUUGAGCUUAGGCGAGCCAAUCGUGUUUGUGCUUAACCUCUACAUCGCUCUCAUCUACGGUCUGCUAUACAUCUGGUUCGAGUCAUUCCCCAUCGUGUUUGGUGAGACUUAUGGCUUUUCUCUGGGUAUUCAAGGUCUUGCCUAUCUAGGUAUUCUGAUUGCUGUUUUCGUUGUUCUGCCGCCCUUUGUUUGGUAUCAGCACAAGUACAUCGAGCCAAAGUUCAACGAGAACGGGGAACUCAAGCCUGAGUGGAGAUUGCCACCAUCAUUUGUUGGUGCUUUUGCGAUUCCCGUCUGCCUAUUCUGGUUUGGAUGGUCAUCACGGGCAAGGAUUCACUGGAUUGUGCCCAUUAUUGGCACAGGUUGGUUCUCUAUUGGGGCAUUCUUGUUGUUCAACUCUGUCUUGAACUACCUCAGCGAUGCGUAUCCCCAGUAUGCAGCCUCCGUUCUUGCUGGCAACGACUUCUUUAGAAGUGCAUUUGGUGCCGGAUUUCCACUAUUUGCGUCGGCUAUGUACAAGAACCUUGGGGUUGGCUGGGCUAGUUCUACAUUGGCCUUCAUCUCCAUCGCAUUUAUCCCCAUCCCGUUCUUGUUGUUCAAGUACGGUGAGUGGAUCAGACACAAGAGCAAGUAUGCUUGUCAUGAUCUGUAA
Fusarium venenatum is the source of this 1710-nucleotide messenger RNA. Its product is annotated as major facilitator superfamily domain-containing protein. Gene Ontology annotation, cellular component: plasma membrane. Lineage: Eukaryota; Fungi; Ascomycota; Sordariomycetes; Hypocreales; Nectriaceae. The record is from RefSeq and is a predicted model, not a curated record. Gene Ontology annotation, molecular function: fluconazole transmembrane transporter activity. Gene Ontology annotation, biological process: xenobiotic detoxification by transmembrane export across the plasma membrane.